GCCUUUUCACUGCUUGCCUUGAGAGCUGACAGCGGCUGGGCCUUAUUCAGUCCUAUCUCAAGCCUCUCCACGAACUUGUAGAAGUAGAACAAUGGAUCCCACGAAAGAUCUAAAAGAAGAACUUCGACUUUACCAAUCGACUCUUCUUCAAGAUGGCCUCAGAGAGCUUCUUGAUGAAAAUAAAUUUGUUGACUGCUACUUGAAAGCUGGUGACAAAAGCCUUCCUUGCCACCGACUGAUUCUUGCUGCUUGUAGCCCCUACUUCCGUGAGUUAUUCUUAUCCGAGGAAAACGAGGAGAAGAAAAAAAAUGUGGAUUUAGAGAAUGUCGACCCAACUGUCCUGGAAUCCAUAAUUAAAUAUCUCUACUCUGCUGAUAUUGAGCUUAAUGAUGGUAAUGUGCAGGAUAUUUUUGCAUUGGCCAGCCGCUUUCAAAUCCCAUCUGUUUUCACUGUCUGUGUCACUUAUCUUCAGAGGAGACUCUCCCCUACUAAUUGCCUUGCCAUCUUUAGAUUGGGUCUUCUUUUGGACUGCCCAAGACUUGCAAUAACUGCUCGAGAUUACGUUUCUGACCGAUUUGCCCAAAUAUGCAAAGAAGACGACUUUCUGCAGCUUGCCCCACACGAGCUCAUUGCUGUAAUAUCCAACGAUGCCUUGAACAUCGAAAAGGAAGAGGUCGUUUUUGAGGCUGUGAUGAAAUGGGCUAGGACGGACAAGGAGAACAAAGUAAAGAGCCUAAAUGAUGUCUUCGACUGCAUUCGAUUCCGCUUGAUGCCUGAAAAAUAUUUCAAAGAACAUGUGGAAAAAGAUGACCUGAUCAAAGGUAAUCAAGAAAUACUAAAAAAAGUCAAGCUUAUUAAGGAUGCCUAUGCUGGCAAGCUACCUGAACCUUCCAAAGUCAAUGAAGCUGGUGAUGAAGAAUUACUUCCUGGAUAUCUCAAUGACAUUCCAAGACAUGGUAUGUUUGUCAAAGAUCUGAUCCUUAUGAUUAGCGACACCGCUACAGUGGCCUAUGAUGCUGUUGAAAAUGAAUGCUUCUUGGUGGCAUUAUCCGAGCUGAUUCCAAGGAAUCAUUCCAGCAUAGUCUCCAAAUCCAACGAAGUCUAUGUGAUUGGUGGUUUGUACGUCGAUGAGGAAAACAAGGAUCAGCCUUUGCAGUCAUACUUCUUCCAGCUGGAUAGCAUCGCUGGUGAAUGGAUUGGACUCCCACCUCUACCGUCUGCCAGGUGUCUAUUUGGCCUGGGUGAGGCAGACGACUUGAUCUAUGCCAUCGGUGGCAAAGAUCUGCAGUCUGAAGAGUCACUGGAUUCCGUUUUCUGCUACGAUCCUAAGGCUGUGGCUUGGAAAGAAGCAAAGAAGUUGCCAAUCAAGAUAUACGGGCAUUCUGUAGUGUCACACAAUGGGCUGAUCUACUGCUUUGGAGGAAAAACAGAUGACAAGAAAUGUACCGGACGAAUGUUUGUAUUUAACCCAAAGAAAGGAGACUGGAAAGACCUUCCACCCAUGAGAACAGCUCGUUCCAUGUUUGGGGCAACAAUACAUAAUGGCAAGAUCUUUGUAGCCGGAGGUGUCACUGAAGAAGGUCUAACCGCAUCAGUUGAAGCGUAUGAUAUUGCAACCAACAAGUGGGAGACGAUUUCAGAAUUCCCCCAGGAGAGAAGUUCAAUUAACAUGACGACUCUAGCCGGGUCUUUGUAUGCAAUCGGAGGCUUUGCUAUGGUUCAGCUCGAAUCCCAGGAAUUUGCACCAUCGGAAGUCACUGAUGUGUGGAAGUUUGAGGAUGACAAAAAAGAAUGGAGCGGAAUGUUAAAAGAAAUCAGAUACGCUUCUGGAGCCACCUGUCUUCAGACACGCCUCAACCUUUUUAAACUUACAAAGUUAUAAGUGUACACUUAAAGUUUACAGAAAAAUGCGUUGUCCUUUGUUUUUGUCACUGCUACUUGUUCAAGAAUAAAACAAAAGUUGUACAGAAAUUUAUAGCUAAAAGAAUAAAACUGUUGACUUCCAUA
Spea bombifrons (plains spadefoot toad) is the source of this 2007-nucleotide messenger RNA. It is a transcript of the gene KLHL41, whose product is annotated as kelch like family member 41. Gene Ontology annotation, molecular function: protein binding. The record is from RefSeq and is a predicted model, not a curated record. Lineage: Eukaryota; Metazoa; Chordata; Amphibia; Anura; Pelobatidae. The transcript has 6 exons. Bases 92 to 1882 code for a protein of 596 amino acids.